Molecule: messenger RNA, 267 nt
Organism: Gongylonema pulchrum
Lineage: Eukaryota; Metazoa; Nematoda; Chromadorea; Rhabditida; Gongylonematidae
Source: the annotation of a GenBank genome assembly
AUGAAGCUUAUCGACGCUAUGGGCUAUGCAGUUGGCGUUUGCGCUUCACUGAACGGUGUUUGCCAUCCGUUCAUUUUUGCUUUCGCGCAUCGUGAUUUCAAAGAAGUAUUGCAUCGCCAAGGUGGCUUAAUCCAGAAAAUAUCGGCAACUAGCUCACACUUCACCAGUGGAAGAGCUCCAACCGUUAUUGACAAUAUUUCUGAAGUUGGUGAGACCACUGCCACAUCACCCUGUGGCUGGCUUGCUGGUAAUACCGGCAUUCACUAA